AUGGAGGAGCCACAUCUACAUCCACGUCCACCCCAGGCGCCACUCCUUUUCACGGGAACCCCGACCUCGAUCCUUGAAGAAGCAGAUCGUGCCAUAGCCCAUUCGCGGCAAAUCCAGAGACAGCUGGCUGAAGAUAUCCGCCCCGACGCCGUAUCGUUCGCCAACGUCAUACUGCCCCUCGCCCAGGCUCACAACAGACUCAUGUCAUGCACCCGUCAUCUCGUCUUCUAUCGAUCCGUAUCCCCAGAUCCGGAAGUACGAGAAGCCUCCAUCAAGGCCAAGUGUCUCUUUGAUGACUUCGCUGUUGAGACAGCCAUGUUCGAGAAGCUCUUCGCUCUCGUGGAUGCCGUUGUGCAGAAGGAUCCAUGUCUGGAUGAAGAGUCGCGUCGGCUUCUGGCAGCGAUUCACAAAGAGCACCUCUCGAACGGUUUAAAGCUUUCGGCGGGACAGAGAGACCACUUCAAAGAGAUCAGGGCACGCAUUAACCGCGUGACGGCCGACUUUCGACAAAACGCAAGUGCUUCGGAGGUAGAUGGUAACACUGAUGGCCUCUGGUUCGGUCCAGAGGACUUGAGCGGUUUGCCAGAUGAAUUCUUGGCUAGAUUGGAGCCAGGAACCGGCGAGAAUGAGGGAAAGAUGUAUGUAAGCCUGAGCCAGAUGGAGGCUGGGCCGAUGAGAAGCUCCGAGAAUGGAGAAACUCGGAAAAAGGUCAGCAUGGCGCUUGCCAGGAGAUGUAAGGAAAACAUCCCACUAUUCAAAGAGGCGGUCCUCCUUCGUGACGAAGCUGCACGACUGCUUGGAUAUCAUAGCCACGCCACUCUUCGGCUCGAGGAUCGAUGUGCCGGAACGCCGGACACCGUUAUAACUUUUUUAGACAGCCUCCGUGAUCGGCUACGCGAACAAGGAAUGAAGGAGUAUGAAGUCUUGAGGCUUCUCAAGAAGGCCGAUAUGGAGUCUCAGGGAAAGCAUUUUGACGGUCAUCUAUUCGCCUGGGACGCUCCCAUAUACCACACGCAGAGGCGAAGGCAGGCUGCUGUCGAUAGCGAGAAGAUUGCAGAAUAUUUCCCGGUUCAGGCCACACUUGGCGCAAUGCUUGAUAUCAUCGAGCACUUAUUCGGGCUCGUCUUUGUUGAGGUGGGAAGUGAAGAACGCCAUCGGCUUUCGCCCUCGGGGAACGGCAAGGAUAUGUCGUGGCACGAGGAUGUUCAAAUAUUUUCCGCUUGGGACGACGAAGAAGAAGGUGGCAGUUUCCUCGGGUAUCUAUACGUCGACCUUUUCAGACGCCCGGGAAAAUACGGCCACGUCUCCGUUUUCAACUUAAUGCCGGGGUUCACUCGUGAAGAUGGAACACGGCAAUACCCUUCCACGGCCAUCGUGGCAAAUAUCCCCAAGCCUGAGCCUGGUAAGGUUAGCCUGCUGCGACAUGGCCUCGUAGUGACACUCUUCCACGAGCUUGGGCAUGCAGUUCACGACCUCGUUUCUCGGACUACUUAUGCGCGAUUUCACGGGUCCGACGGGACUCCGGUCGAUUUCGGAGAAAUGCCCAGCCAACUGCUUGAGAACUGGUGUUGGACUCCAGAAGUUCUCGGGGUUUUGGGAAGACACUACUCGUAUCUCUCCCCGGAGUAUCUGGCUUACUGGCAAGACAACUCAAACGGUGGCCCCAGACCCCCGGAGAGGAUUCCGGCAAACCUCAUUGACGGCCUCAUAUCACUCAGAAGACUCAAUGAUGGCAUUAAUUCUCUCGGACAGGUUUUUCGAGCCGUGUUUGAUAUGGAAGUCCAUCAUCCAGACAGCCGCGAGUCUAUCCAGGCAUUGGACUUCACGGCUCUGUGGAACGAUCUAGAGCACGACAUCGAUCCACUGGACGGUCCCAUGGACAUCGGCUUUGACAAUCAGUGGGGCCACGGCUACUCCAGGUUUGAGCACAUCAUGGGAGAGUAUGAUGCAGGUUAUUACAGCUAUCUUUUCUCCGAAGUCUAUUCGACUGAUGUGUUUCACGCGGUUUUCAAAGCAGACCCGAUGAAUGCAAAAGAAGGGCGAAGAUACCGAUAUGCGGUCCUUGAGAAGGGGGGAAGCUGGGAUGGGGUGAAGAUUCUCACAGAGUUUCUUGGUCGGAGGCCUUCCAGCGAUACGUUCAACAGGGAGCUUGGUCUCGAGUGA
Molecule: messenger RNA, 2163 nt
Organism: Scedosporium apiospermum
Lineage: Eukaryota; Fungi; Ascomycota; Sordariomycetes; Microascales; Microascaceae
Product: Metallopeptidase MepB
Exons: 3
Coding region: 1-2163 (720 amino acids)
Biological process (GO): peptide metabolic process; proteolysis
Cellular component (GO): mitochondrial intermembrane space
Molecular function (GO): metalloendopeptidase activity
Source: RefSeq, a predicted model, not a curated record